Molecule: messenger RNA, 687 nt
Organism: Mycena indigotica
Lineage: Eukaryota; Fungi; Basidiomycota; Agaricomycetes; Agaricales; Mycenaceae
Product: DEAD-box ATP-dependent RNA helicase
Exons: 2
Coding region: 1-687 (228 amino acids)
Molecular function (GO): RNA binding; ATP binding; RNA helicase activity
Source: RefSeq, a predicted model, not a curated record
AUGACAGGAAGAAUAGAAUCGUCGGGUGACGUUCAAGUUUCAACCAGCCAGCAACGAAUGUCCAGAGUCAGCUUGAGUACAUGCAACUUCACCCAACUCCAACUACGUGUCGCGACGCCCAUUCUCGCUGGCCAGGAUCUCCAUGUCAACGCUAUCUCUGCUUUCGACACCAAAUUCCACCGGGCAGCCUUUGUGUCCAUCUUGCGACUGCUCGAUCCGUCUGUUACCGCUGUUCAGGCACUUAUACUCGCCCCAGCCCGCGACCAGGCCCAGCGAAUCUACACGGAAAUCAGACGGGAAGACUUUCCUGGUUUCCGAGCCCAUCUUUGUAUCGGUGGAACAAGUGUUCGGGAAACCUAUGAACUGCUAACUAAACCUGGGCAGCAUGGGGCAGUUCACAUUAUCAUUGGCACCGUGGGGCGAGUAGAAGACCUCAUUCGGCGGGAAAUACUCAAAGUCGAUCAGCUCAAGGUAGUCUUCGUAGACGAACUCGAUGACAUUUUUGGAUUUCGUGACCUGGGGCUGCCCCUCCGAAGUCUCUUCGCGGCGCUACAUCGCGAAAGGCUGCAGAAGAUAUUCUUCACUAUCACACUGAUUCCCGAGUCGAGAAAGUUUUGCGAGCAAAUGCUCGCAAAAGAGCACACAAUGCUACGAGUUGGCCGGGACGAGUUAAGGGGCGACGAGUAG